Molecule: messenger RNA, 22026 nt
Organism: Chelonia mydas (Green sea turtle)
Lineage: Eukaryota; Metazoa; Chordata; Testudines; Cheloniidae
Gene: TRAPPC9
Product: trafficking protein particle complex subunit 9
Exons: 22
Coding region: 234-3308 (1024 amino acids)
Cellular component (GO): trans-Golgi network
Source: RefSeq, a predicted model, not a curated record
UUGCCGCUCUCCUGGGCCGGGCGAGGCUCCGGGCUGCCGUUGGCGUCAGUUCCGCUCCUCCCGCAUUUCUGUGAGCCGGGCUGGAGGAGGAGGCGGAGUCGGUUCCUGCUGGGGCUGUGAGUGUCCGCGACCCGCGUCGCGUUACCCGCCCCCUCCUUCCUCAUCCCGGGCGGGGGGAUUUGAAUUGACGCCGGGUCCCGCGGCGGAGCCUGCGCUACUAUAAUUGAUGCAUAAUGAGCGUUCCUGACUACAUGCAGUGUGCUGAGGACCAUCAAACUCUCCUGGUUGUGGUCCAGCCAGUUGGGAUUGUCCCUGAAGAAAACUUUUUUAGGAUCUACAAACGAAUUUCAACCGUGAGUCAGAUUAAUGUUCGUGACUCCCAGCGUGUGCUAUAUAUCCGCUAUAGACAUCAUUACCCUCCGGAAAACAAUGAAUGGGGGGAUUUUCAGACACAUCGGAAGGUUGUGGGGCUCAUAAUCAUAACAGACUGUUCCUCUGCAAAGGAUUGGCCCCAAACUUUUGAAAAAUUCCACCUUCAGAAGGAAAUAUAUGGUUCUACACUCUAUGAUUCCCGAUUGUUUGUCUUUGGGCUUCAAGGAGAGGUUGCAGAGCAGCCCCGCACAGAUGUGGCAUUUUACCCUAGUUACGAUGAGUGUGAAACUGUGGAGAAGAGAAUAGAAGAUUUUAUUGAAUCUCUCUUCAUUGUACUGGAAUCCAAACGUCUUGACAGGGCCACUGAUAAAUCUGGUGACAAGAUCCCACUUCUGUGUGUCCCUUUUGAAAAAAAGGACUUUGUAGGUCUGGAUACUGAUAGUAGACAUUAUAAGAAACGUUGUCAAGGUCGGAUGCGGAAACAUGUUGGUGAUCUGUGUCUACAAGCUGGGAUGUUGCAAGAUUCCUUGGUACAUUAUCAUAUGGCUGUGGAAUUUCUACGGUCUGUAAAUGACUUUUUGUGGCUUGGAGCUGCUCUUGAAGGUUUAUGCUCCGCAUCAGUUAUCUAUCACUACCCUGGUGGCACAGGAGGGAAAGCUGGGGCUCGUAGGGCACAAGGUACUUCUCUUCCUGCUGAGGCAGGCAACAGACACAGACCAGGGGCACAAGAAGUUCUCAUUGACCCAGGUGCCCUCACUUCAAAUGGUAUAAAUGCAGAUACCAGUGCUGAAAUAGGACGUGCCAAGAACUGUCUUGGCCCUGAAGACAUCAUAGAUAAAUAUAAAGAGGCCAUUUCUUACUACAGCAAGUAUAAAAAUGCUGGUGUGAUUGAGCUGGAAGCCUGUGUGAAGGCAGUGAGAGUCCUGGCAAUACAGAAAAGAAGCAUGGAAGCUUCAGAGUUUCUUCAGAAUGCAGUUUAUAUCAACCUUCGUCAGCUUUCUGAAGAAGAAAAAAUCCAGCGUUACAGCAUUCUCUCUGAAUUGUAUGAACGCAUUGGAUUUCACCGAAAGUCUGCGUUCUUCAAGCGUGUAGCAGCAAUGCAAUGUGUGGCACCUAGCAUAUCAGAGCCGGGUUGGCGGGCCUGCUACAAACUGCUUUUGGAGACACUUCCUGGUUACAGUCUGUCUCUGGAUCCAAAGGACUUCAGCAAAGGAACUCAUAAAGGAUGGGCUGCAGUGCAAAUGCGUUUGCUUCAUGAGUUAGUGUAUGCUUCAAGAAGAAUGGGAAACCCUGCUCUUUCUGUCCGACACUUGUCCUUCCUUCUCCAAACCAUGCUGGAUUUUCUCUCUGAUCAAGAAAAGAAAGAUGUAACACAAAGCUUAGAAAACUACACAUCAAAAUGUCCUGGCACGAUGGAGUUCAUCACACUUCCAGAAGGUUUGAGGUUACCCCCUGUGCCAUUCACUAAGCUGCCUAUUGUAAGAUCUGUGAAACUCUUGAAUCUCCCCAUCAGUCUUCGGCCACAGAAAAUGAAAAGUUUGUUGGGUCAGAAUAUGUCAACCAAAAGUCCCUUCAUAUACUCUCCAAUUAUUCCACACAAUCGUGGAGAAGAGCGAAGUAAGAAAAUAGACUUCCAGUGGGUCCAAGGAGAUGUAUGUGAAGUUCAGCUGAUGGUGUACAAUCCUAUGCCUUUUGAACUCAGAGUAGAAAACAUGGGUCUCCUGACAACUGGAGUAGAAUUUGAAUCUCUCCCUGCAGCUCUUUCUCUACCUGCUGAAUCUGGCCUCUACCCAGUGACCCUUGUUGGUGUUCCUCAGACUACUGGGCAGAUCACUAUCAAUGGUUAUCAUACUUCAGUCUUUGGAGUCUUCAGUGAUUGUCUUCUGGAUAAUCUGCCAGGAUUAAAGACGAAUGGCUGUGCAGUAGAAGUCAUUCCAGCUUUGCCAAGGCUGCAGAUCAGUACCUCUCUACCAAGGUCUGCUCACACAUUGCAGCCUUCCUCAGGGGAUGAAAUUUCCACCAGCGUAUCUGUCCAGCUUUAUAAUGGAGAGACCCAGCAACUUGUCAUUAAAUUAGAAAAUAUUGGAACAGAACCUCUGGAGAAACUAGAGGUCACAGCAAAAACAGUCAACUCAAAAGAAAAGCUGUAUGGUGAGUUCCUGAGUUGGAAACUAGAAGACACACUCUCCCAGUUUCCCCUAAAACCUGGGAAGAUUGCAACCUUUAAUGUAAACAUUAAAGUGAAGCUAGACUUCUCCUGUCAAGAAAACCUUCUGCAAGACCUCAGUGAUGAUGGAAUAAGUAUUAGUGGACUUCCGCUUUCCAGUCCUUUUCGACAGAUUGUCAAACCACGAGUAGAGAGCAAACCUAUCAACCCGACUGAAAGCAGCAAAGUUGGUGACUUCAGUCAUGUAAAGACACUGGAAGCCAUUUUGAAUUUCAAAUACUCUGGGGGACCAGGACAUGCUGAUGGCUAUUACAGGAACCUCUCUCUGGGCCUUCAUGUGGAAGUGGAGCCAUCUGUCUUCUUUACACACAUCAGUACCCUUCCUGCAACAAGCACCCGACAAUGCCAUCUACUCCUUGAUGUCUUCAAUUCAACUGAACAUGAGCUGACCGUUAGUGCUAAAAACAACGAAGACCUAGUUCUGCAUGCGGGGGAAUGUCAACGUAUGGCUAUCCAGGUUGACAAGUUUAAUUUUGAGAGUUUCCCAGAUUCCCCUGGUGAAAGGAUACAGUUUGCAAACCCAAAGCAACUGGAAGAAGAGAGACAGCAGGCAAAAGGGCUGGAGAUCAACAGCAAGUUAGACGUUUGCUGGAAAAUUCCUUCUUUGAAGCGUGAAGGGGAAGCAAGUGUAGAAGGAGUUCUUAAUCAACUGGUCCUAGAGCAUCUACAGUUGGCUCCUCUCCAAUGGGAAUUAAAACAGCAUUGGUGAUAUGGUCAGUGGAAAAGGAAAUCCAGAAUAUCAUUGAGAGAAAUUCAAGAGCAACUCAUCUACACAGAAAAAGAUCAAUGUCUGAUAGAAAGAUUAAGAGGCUGCAGUUGGGAAACAACCUUGAUUUUGUAUGAAUUCUGUUGCGUAUCCUGAGCUUGCUACCCUGCCCCCGCCACCCACCUCCUCCUUUUAACAAUCUACAUGAGAUGCAAGAAAAGUGGAAAAAGCUUUUAAGUAUCCUAACAGCCUGAGAGGUGAUGGGAUAGUCUGGCAACAGCAAACAAGCAAGAAGCAGGGUGUUUUAGCUCCUGAGAAGUAUCAAGAGACUAGGAUAGUGCACUGAGAAAGGAACUAACUUGACAAAACUAAGACAUUUGGCACAUUUUAAAAAUGUUUCUCAGGUGUCAACAAAUGCCUCUGUAUGACAUACUUUGGAUCAGCUGAUUGUUCUAAUUCUUAUUGAAGUUUUACUUCCUAAUGUUUUUAUGAUGAUGAGCAAAUGAUGAAUUUGAAUUUCAGCUAAUAUUUGUUCCAUAUUAACUCAAUUAAAUAAGUCAACUUUUUAAAAUAAAUGUCAUGCAAAAUCUUAGGCUUAGAAUUUACUAAUGUCAGUUUACUUAUUUAAUAAAAUAUUGCUUAGAACAAGGUAAUUCAUAUGAGAGAAAUGUAGGAGAGGAAAGAAAGGUGAACAAUUAAAUGACUAAAGUAGAAAUGCUAAACAUUUUUUAUGAAUUGUUAAGGGUUCAUACAAUAGAGUUGCUGAACUGGAUAUACUAGUUUUAUAGAACAAAUGUGAUGUUAGGAAUAACCAGGAAAAUGGAUUGGAGUUUAAAAUAUUAUAUCAACACAUACUUUAUUGAGAGGAUCUGAAUUGGAAUCCUCCCUGUGCUUUCAGGUGUCGCUUAGCUCAUUCACAAGGCUCUGCUCUUCCUGUUUGUCAUGUGGUUUGCUGGAAUAGCUGCCUUCUUGUGUUUCUAUAACUUAAAAUUUUUACAAGGAUAGGCUGUUGACUUAUCUUUCAACCCCCAAUCUGGAGGGCCCGUGGGUUGCUUUUCACUUGGAUCUCUUCAACUUGGGUGGCUCUAUCAGGAGUUAAAACUCCUGCUGGUAUAGCUCUCAGCAUCAUUGGAACAUGCAAGCCUUCCCACCAUGUCAAGUUGCAGCCACUAUAGAAAGUUUAUCGAGAGGAUGAGCAAAAUAAAAGUUGGGUUUUGUGGCGCAGUUUGUGAUGGAUAAUACUGAGUAUGUAGAGAAAAGUGAUAUGAAUAUUUUGGCUGACACAGAGUAGGCUGUGUGGAUAGAAAUUAAGAACAAUAAAACUGGGUAUAUGAUUCCUGGAAGAUACUUAGCUCACGGGCAGCUUGGAAAAGUAGAUCAGGAAAUGUAUUUAUAGAUAUGAGAGUCCAGUCAGAAACUUUGAUUACAGGAGAUUUUAAUUACUUAGCAAUAGAUGGAAUAUGCUAAUAGCUAUGCAAAAACUCAGAAGUGAACGAUAUUCAUAACUGUACUGCAGGAAUGCUUUGAAUAGCCUAUACCAACAUGAUAUUUUGAGCCAAUUUUAGGCAGUGAACCAAAGUGAGAUCCUCUGUUCUGGACUGAAAUUGGUGAGCUUUUCCUCUCACACCCCCAUUUUGAAGUGUUGUUUUUCUCUAGGGGUGGUUUUGGUUUUUUUUUUUUUUUUGUACUGACUUGUGCUCUUGGGCAUGAUCUUACAUCCAUUGAAGUCAAGGCAAAUCUUUACCUUAACUUCACUAGGCUUUUCAUUAUGUUGUUGCUUCAGUACUACAAAUGAUGAUUCCUUGUUCAGGCUGAGUUGUCCUUUGCAUGUAUAUCCUUCCAAAAUUACAAAUAUAUGGAAACGGGGUGGUGGGGGGGAGGGAAAUAAGGCUGCAGUGGCCAGGUUUUUUUAGUUAUUUGGUGGAAGGAACUACUUUCACACCUUUCUGUUUAGUUUUUUGGCCGUGUUCCACUUUACAAUUUGAACUGGCAAUAAUUCUAAUGUUCCUACUUGGGGAGAUUGGGCAACCCAGACCCAUACCCAAAUGCAGUUUGAAAGUUUUAGACUUUUAUCAGUUUAUAUUGAGAUUGUUUCCUUUCUUUUACACAGGUCAAACUUUUUUAAUAGGUAUCACAAAUAAUCCACUUUACUCUGUCAAAUGCUUUUCCGGCAGCUAAUGACAGAAGAGUAAAUAAUGGCUCAGGCUAAUUUUCUAGUUCCUUAAUUUGGGUAGUAAUCUCUGAAAAUGAUUAACUUUUGAGUAAUAUUUGUAGGAUAUAAUUAAGUUUUUUGAAACUGAGGACAAAGCAUCUUGGAGUUUCUUGGGUGGUUAUUGUGACAGGGAAGAUAGUGACACUGAGCCAAAAUUUAGCUAGGACACAGAAGUCAUACCACCUGUUGAAUUUGAUGGCAAUUGUGCCUGUCAAAUUGGGCAUGGUCCAUGAUCACCACAAAUUCUUUGGAAAUCAGACAGUUCUUGACAAAGAUUCUUAGGGUGAGUUGGUUCAGUUUUAAACUUUAGGCAUCCGCUUUCCACAGAAUUCUGCUGCCUUGAAAAAAGUAACAGAAACAUGCAACUGAUUUAAAAACAAGAAAUCCAUCUGGAUCUGUCUUGUGAUAACUAAAUUAAUGGUACCCCAACAUUGGAAGCCUGAAAAACUAUCAACAAUAAGAAAAUGAAACAUAACAGAAGCAGCCUUUGUAUGAGUAAUUCAAUGUACACAUUCAUAACAUCAAAUAUACGUAUAUAAGUAUUUGCUAACCAUUAUAUAGGAACACUGACAGCUAAUUAUGUAUUUUUCUGUUCAGUAUUUUCUGUCUUUUCUUCUAGUUGUUGGUUCCUUUCCCUGUUUUUCUUUAUCUCUGCCUUUUUAAAUCCUUUGAUAAAACUGGAAUGUAGCAAAAUAUUUUCUGUAAGUUUUGUUUUAUUAUUGCCUCCUAUUCAGACUGUCUUGUUUUUCUUUUUAUUGAACUAUCAUCAAAAUAAAUAUAUUUUUAAAAGAAAAAUGUAACUGUUUGUGGGGUAUAGGAACAUUAAAACAGUUUAAACUUUUGGUUUUAUUUUACAAGGGAACCAACCAAACAAAUAAGCUUGAGCUGAAAUUUUGUGUUUUCACCCACAUCAAAUAUUUACUGCUGGGUUGUAAACUCUGAAUUCUUUUUAGCAGCUCUCUUAUAUAUCAAAUUGUCAGGUUGGCCAUAACAUAUACGUGUACCUACAGAAACACCCUGUGAUGUUGCAGGAAGAGGAAGAAGAUAUUUAUAGCAUCCUCAGAUAAUAAGAGGAGCAGAGUGACACAAGUGUGUGUUGGUCACCCCAUUGGCCCAGUGGGGAGUUUGUACGUACUGUCACACCACUGGUGAGGCUCUCUGUUGGAUCAGGCAAUUUCGAUUAAGGGGACUCAGGGCUCCUGGCAGGGCACGGUAAACAUUUCAUCUAUGCCUCCUGAGCCUCCUGGCUGGGACAAACAAUCACAAAUGGGCUUUGACCCUCUGCAAUGUAAAGUCAACAAACAGCCAGCAGCCUCUAGGGCAGACAGAGCCAAUGUUCAGUCUCUACUCUCCUAAGCCAACUGGCUAGGGUAAACAAUAGCAGUUAGGGGGCAUUGACCCUCUGGGCAGGGCAAAGCAAGCAGUCAGUCUGUAGCCUCUGGGCAGGGGAAAAGCAAAGCAAACAGUUUGUGGCCCCUGAGCCACCUGGCUCGGGUAGGCAAUCACAGUUAGGGGGCUCUGACUCUUAAGGCAGGGCGGAGCAAACAAGCAGUCUACCGCCCCUGGGCAGGGCAGGGCAAACGAUCUGCCUAUGGCUGUAGCCCCAAUAAUCACACCUAGUGGCAAAAGUGCAGGGGUUGGGGGGGGCAUGGGAACCUGGGCCCAUCCUACUCCACCAGGUUCUGACCCAGGGCUCCUAUGAAGCCGUGAAAUUCUCAGUUAAUGGUUCAAGCAUUAGCUUCUGAUACAUUCCCUGGGUCACUUCCUACCGCAAGACUCAUCUUGGGCAUCUUCUCGGCUGGCAGUGUUUUAGCAUCCCAGUCAGUCUCUGGGAUCGGCUCGUUGUCCACAGCAUAGUCCACGUCCAUGGUUCCCAUCACUUGGAGAGUGGCAGGAGCUUGUAGCACACAUCAUUCCUUCUUGCCAGCCAGCCCUGAUUGAACGGGGCUGCUUCUUUUUAUCUGUCCCUUCCACCUGCAGCAUGCACAGCAUGGGCGAUGCAGCGUGGUCUCCUGGGCCCACAGUGAUUGGCCAAGCACCAUUGGCCCAGGGCAGGAUUGGCAUACCCUGUCACACAGGGCAAAUGUAUUUUAUAAUAUGGCUUUGUAAAGCAGAAGUGUUAUCAGUAGACGUUGUAUUAGACUCUUUUUGUAAAGUUCACAUGAAGGUGAGUAUUACAGUUUCAGGAUCAAGUCCAAACUUACGAGACGUAAUAAAGGAAGACAGUUAUUGAAAAUGAUUGCAAUUAUACAGUGAAAGUAAGAAAGCUUUCCAAAUUAGGGUGGUGCACUUUUUUAAAUUUUAUUUUACGCUUCUGUAAAACAUUAUGAUGAUUGCAUUCUUAGUUACUCAGAUCAAGUCACUGCAUCGUUAUUUGCUUUUGAAAACUCCAUAAUUUGGAAUGAUUGAGCAAAAAUUAGUUCCAUGAAGAAACAAUACAGUAAAAUGUUGUUUUGCACAGCAUCUUGUAUGCAUAUUCAGAAGCUGCAGGUAAGGGCUGUUGUGUACCAACUACUUCAGGCAGCUGACUGACAUUCCUGAGUCUAGAUAUAAACUCAGUCUUACUUCCGUCUGUAAUACGAAAAUUUUGUGAUUUUAAAUGUGCUUAAUGUGCCUGUUACAAAUAUUUAAAACCUGUUUGCCGUCAUGUCACAGUUGCAGGGCUAGCUGGACCUUUGUCCCCUUCCAGGUCUCUCUGAGUUCACCCCCUGAGGUGUCAAGCCUUAUGUUUUUAUCUCUUCUGGGGUGGAAUUCUGCAAUUCUCCCUCUUAGACUAGGUCAUGGGCUACAGCACCUUGUGUAUAAAGUGUGCUUACCCAGUAAGUCUGACUGAGUUUGGCAUUUGCAGUUCUUCCUUUCAGGGGACCCUGACCAGUGGUGUUACAGUGACUGGACAGCUUUCAAAGCAAAGUACUGUUUAAUUUUAACAGUAGAAACAAAGCAUUUGGAGAAAAAGGAUUUUAAAACAACAAUCUACAUACAUGUCUACCUUAUCUAAAGCCCUACCAUUCUGUGAUGGUAGCCUAGGCAGACAUAGCAUCUUCAGACAUCCUGGUGAGUGCCUGUGUCAGUCUGUUUUCCACAAACAAACUUAAACAACUACCCCUUCUCUUCAGAGAGAGUCCUUUUUAAAAACUGUUAUAGUGCUUUUGACCUCUCGUUCCCAUGCCUUCUCCAGUCCAGGCAUUGUCUUGUAACAACUUUCAAAUGUUUCCCGAGGUGAGGGCUGGCUUAUCUUGGACCAUUCUUUCCCCUUCCUGACUGUUUUUUCCUUUUAUAGCCUGAUAUUAAACUAAGCAAUGUAUUCAUACAGUAAAAUCUGAAUAACCAGGUCAGCAUACAGUAUUCAUAAACUAUUACAGAGCAGCUCCACAUCUGUCACACGCUCAUUAAAGAAUAGUGUUGGAAUCCUGCCAGUGGGUAUUCUCUUGGACAGUUCUGCUUACAUGGGGUUUUGGGGUAGUAUGGAUGGGCUUAACUGUGUUUAAACUACAUUUGGAAACUGUUUUGAUUUAUGCUUAGCGUGGAUGGGGUUUUUCGUUGCAGAGAUCUAUUAUGUUUCCAGGGGUAAAGUACAGAUCUUGGUAUGUAGCUCAUGACAGGUGAUACAUACAACGGCUUGUAACAACAUUUUUUGAAGAUUUGUGAUACAUAAUUGUUGAUGUUUAUAGGCCAUUGAAAUGAAGAGAGGGGAGAGAAGCACACGUGUUGCGGCAGUAUAGGCAACAUUGAAUUUGAAAGUUGUCACGCCUGUAAUGAGGAAAAAAUAGGAACUUAAUAAAACAUUAAAAGAGAGACAACUUAGAUUUUUCUUAAAAUUACAGAGAACAGUGAACAUUAAAGUAAUGAGAUCUGGAAUUUUGUACUGACUCUUGCCUAAUAGAAGUAAAUUUUUCCAGCUGCUCAUUCUAAAUAUACAGUGUUUAUCAUGGUAGAUACAUUUUCAGCUAUUAAUGUACAUACUAAUCUCACUGUUAAAACUUGAGAGUAAAGGUACACUGUAAAUAAUCUUUAACUCUGUGGUAAUAUUUACAAAAUCUUAGUUUUUAAUCACUGACAGUAUUACUGCCACAGCUGCUCCAUCAGUGGGCAGUCUGGAUGAUCACGGGUAAUCUUACAUCCCAAGAGGGAGAGAAGUGUCUGCAGAUACAAAAAAAAUGGAUAAGUAUUAGCUCCUUGUGAAAGGUUGGCAAUAAAAAGCCAUGCUCAGUAAUUUUUUAGAAAAGAUGUUUGUGUGGGAUAUUUGUACUUUUUUCUUGACAUAUGAGUGUUUUCCUUCCUACAGCUAUGUGAAUUAGUGUCUAAUUUCUAGGGCUGCUCUUAAGUGUCACCUGUGUGGCAUUAACUCCUGUGACAGUACUAGAUCUUCCUCUGCCAUCUCAAAUCCUUGCCAAUUACAUACUUAUUCCUGAUAAUGGAAUGUAAUAAAUGGUGCACACAUACCUAUGUUUUGUCAUUCAUACUGUGACGUUCCCCUUUGGUGUUAUCUGGACCGGUCACUGCUAGGUCACUCCAAUCUUAGACUCUAGGAGCCAGCCUUACCCUGCUCUGCUGUGAGAACCUCCACUCCUGGGCUGUUCACGCUAGCAUGUAAGCUGCUUGGAUUGUGCAACUGAAUGACACUAGCCAAUAUCUCUGGUCCCAGACACAACCCUAGGAACCUCUGUCUUGCAGUGUCCAGUUAUGCCCACUUGUUCUGUUCUGUUCACAAGAUUUCUCUUUUAUUUGUUGGGCUGCAAAGAUCAUGUCUGUGGUAUCAUGGCCAGCAAGAAAGCAACACUGUGACUCUUGAUAAACUGAGUCAACUAGGUAAUACUCGAGCCUGUUGAGAAUGACCCAUGCAAGGAUCUUUCCCACUAUAGAUGGCAUUGAGAUUCCACGAUGGUUGUAACAGAUAGAUAUGCUUCCCUUCAUUUUGUAUAGAUGGACUAUGAAACAUCCUUAUGCUCCUGGGACACAGUACCAUGUUUCCAUAUAGUCUUGAAAAUGUUCUUGAGUCUCCUGACCACGUGGGCACCUCCACAUUUGUACACUUCAGGUAGAAAGCCAUCAGGAUCUGGAGAUUUGCCCAUGGACAGCUGCUUAAUGGCCUUAGUACUGUUGUCUAGAGAAGGGUUCAUGGACAGCUCUUCCAGCACAGGACACUGCCGGAGGGAGUUGAUGGCUUCAUCAGACAUAGUGGAUUGACAGUUCAGGACACUAUCAAAGUGCACUGCCCAGCAAGAGAGAAUGUCACCUUUGUCUGUGAUCAGCAAGUUACCAUCUGUACGACUGGAUUUUGUGCCUUUGUAGAAGGCCUUUGUAGAAGGCCUUCAUGUCAUGCUUGUCAGCUGCUUCCUUCAGUUCUGCAGUUGACUUUAGUAAGGCUUUUGAUACUGUCACAUGACUUUCUCAUAAAUAAACUACGGAAAUACAACCUAGAUGCAGCUACUAUAAGGUAGGUGCAUAACUGGUUGGAAAAUCAUUCCCAGAGAGUAGCUAUCAGUGGUUCACAGUCAUGCUGGAAGGGCAUAAUGGGUGGGGUCCCGCAGGGAUCGGUUCUGGGUCUGGUUCUGUUCAAUAUCUUGAUCAAUGAUUUAGAUAAAUGGCAUAGAGAGUACACUUACAAAGUUUGCUGAUGAUACCAAGCUGGGAGGGGUUGCAUGUGCUUUGAAGGAUAGGAUUAAAAUUCAAAAUGAUCUGGACAAACUGGAGAAAUGGUCUGAAGUAAAUAGGAUGAAAUUCAAUAAGGACAAAUGCAAAGAACUCCACUUAGGAAGGAACAAUCCGUUGCUCACAUACAAAAUGGGAAAUGACUGCCUAGGAAGGAGUACUACGGAAAGGGAUCUGGGGUCAUAGUGGAUCAUGAGCUAAAUAUGAGUUGUCAGUGUAACGCUGUUGCAAAAAAAGCAAACAUCUUUUUGGGAUGUAUUAGCAGGAGUGUUGUAAGCAAGACACGAGAAGUAAUUCUUCUGCUCUACUCCGUGCUGAUUAGGCCUCAACUGGAGUAUUGUGUCCAGUUCUGGAUGCCACAUUUCAGGACAGAUGGUGACAAAUUGGAGAAAGUCCAGAGAAGAGCAACAAAAAGGAGUAAAGGUCUAGAAAACAUGACCUAUGAGGGAAGAUUGAAAAUAUUGGCUUUGUUUAGUUGGGAGAAGAGAAGACUGAGAGGGGACAUAACAAUUUUCAAGUACAUAAAAGGUUGUUACAAGGAGGAGGGAGAAAAAUUGUUGUUCUUAACGUCUGAGGAUAGGACAGGAAGCAAUGGGCUUAAAUUGCAGCAAGGGCGGUUAAGGUUGGACAGAGGGAAAAAAUUCCUAACUGUCAGAGUGGUUAAGCACUGGAAUAAAUUUUCCCGGGAGGUGGUGAAAUCUCCAUCAUUGGGGAUUUUUAAGAACAGGUUGGACAAACACCUGUCAAGGAUGGUCUAGAUCCGGGGUUGGCAAACUUUUUGGCCCGAGGGCCACAUCGUGGUGCCAAACUGUAUGGAGGGCCGGGUAGGGAAGGCUGCACCUCUCCAAACAGCCUGUCCCCCGCCCCCAUCCACUCCCUCCCGCUUCCCGCCCCCUGACUGCCCCCCUCAGGACCCCUGACCUAUCCAAACCCCCCUGCUCCUUGUCCCCUGACCAACCCUGCGGGAGAGCGGGGACAACAGGGGAGGGGCGGGGGGCUAGCCUCCCCGGCUGGGAACUCAAGGGCAGGGCAGGACGGUCUUGCGGGCCGGAUGUGGCCCGUGGGCCAUAGUUUGCCCACCUCUGGUCUAGGUCAUACUUAGUCCUGCCUUGAGUGCAGGGGACUGGACCAGAUGACCUCUCGACGUCCCUUCCAGUUCUAUGGUUCUAUGAUUCUAUGAGAGUAGGAUGUCAGAACUCUUCUUGACAGCAGUAAGCUGAGCUCCUUGUUUAAGUAGGAAUAUCUGUGCUGUCCCCAGCAAAUGCCUCUGCCUUCAGUCCCAUUUAUUUACUAACCCACUGUGGAGACUGGGUUGCACAAUACACCAGUCUUCUGAGAGAACAUUCUUUUGAUAAGGUGGUAAACUAAAUUUUGCCUAUAGCUAAUCUAUGUGGAAAUGUGCUUUUAUUAUUGUUAUCCUGUGUUACGGGAUUGAUUUAAUUCAGUAACAAGAGAAGUCAAAUAGCUAGGCUUAAUCCGCUUUACUAGUCAAAGAUUAAUUCAGCAUAAUAAUAAUAAUGUACUUUAUUUAUCUACUACUAGCUACUUUCUUGUUUUGGUUACAUAACACUUUCAAUUUCAAUUACAGCUAUGACAACAAACAACUCCCAUGCUGUGAUCAAUAAAUUUUGCUUCUGAGAGCUGAAUGCAUCUGUUAGCAAUAAAACAAUUUACAUUCCUGGUUAACAGUUCUUUUUGUGAGAGCUGAUUUCCCAAUAUAUCUGUUCACAAGAGUCAGCUUCACAAGCCUAAAUAAAGUUUUUUCUUUAUCUGGUAACUGCUGCAGCAUCUAGAAAUUUAUGUAACUAAAACUUUGCAAACAGUGUUUUUCCAUUUACUCUUUGGCCUGGCUGCAAAGCAGCAUGGGCUUUGGCUUAGUUCAGUCAGUAUUCAACUUCCCUCACUCAGUUUGUUCCAUCCAUCUGAGUUUUGUCAUUAACCAAGAUUGCAAGCUCUUCAGGGGCAAGAACACUCUCACAGAUCAAAAAUCCUAAACUAUGGUGAUAUGAGAGUUAAUUCAACCAGUCAUCAACCUUAUUAUACAGCUAAUUUGCAUGUGACAGUUUCAUUGGUUGCAUGAAGGAAAUUGCACAGAUGGUGGUUUACUUGGCUCAGUUACCACAAUUCUUCAAAACCAUUCACACAACACAAAAGGCAUACAUAAUAACCACAAACAAUAGCUUCUCACCAUAGCACAAACCCCUCAAAUCACCACUUGCACAAAUCAACACAAAAUCCCCCAGCAUAACCCUUGAGACACAAACCAGCGCAGCAAUCCACACAACAACACAGUAAUAUCAAGCACGCACAACCCCACACCACACCAUACACCUCUCAUUCUCUACAAGAACACAUCAUCGAGGGUCUACCAGCACAACACACACACUUGACUACCCUCACUCAUGCUUACCAUAAAACCAUUAACUUGAGUGGAAAAUCCUUGGGUUAUCACUAGUGUUGACACAAGUGUUUACUAAUUUGGCUUAUCACCACUCUACUAUCUUUCCCUUCGGAUUUUGUCAUACUAUAGUUUGUUCUUCUAAUUGGAAUCCCACUUCCAUUCAUUGGGAGAUAAAUGUUUCUAAGCUGCACAUAUUCCAGAACUCUCAAGUUAUUUUCUCUCUCACCAAAUUUUCAAGCUAGCCUGGUGACUUCACGUAUAUGGAGCACACUAAUUUCAAUACCUGGCUCUUUGGGGUAUGUUUGGAAAUCAAUGGUAAGAAUUGCCUGGUUUCAGCACUGCAGGUGUGAGGUUUGAGUAUUUGACUAAUUAGCCUACCUAUGAGAAGAAACUCUGAAAUCAGGUGUCUGAGUAGCAAAGUCCAUAUAGUUUAAAACACAGUUUAAUUGGGUUAGUGUUCUUGCAGAAGAGGUAGUAUAAAAUCUAGAAAAGGGACUGUAUACAAGAAAGGUCUCUAUAGACUUCUUGUAUUGUUCAGCAGUACAAAAGAGGUAGAAGUUCUUUGAGUGAUGGUCCCCAGCUGUAUUGCACUGGACGUGCACAUGCACCGGAGACUGGAAAAGUUUUCAUUGGCAGUGUCCAUUGGUCCACGGCUGUGACCUCUACCUCCUUGUGCUCUGAACCAAGGUGUGAACUGACUGCCUCUUCAGCUCCUUUCUACCACCCUUGGCUUGAGAUAGAACCCCACCAGUGUCGUCAGCUUUGUUAGCAUUCCUGCUUUCAAUUAAAUUUUCUUCUAUAAAGAGUUUUUAUAUUUUUCUAGAUUGUUAGCUAAUUUGAGUGAUUAUUUAGAUAGACAGUGUUAGUAAGGGACUUGACUCCCCCACCUGAUACCCCCCACUACGUGAGAUAUUUAUUAUACCUAAGAACCCCAGCUUCAAGUCCUGUGUGGCCUGCCCUCCGGUCUUAUUGGUUAGUGAUUUCCAUUGCGUUUGUUUGUAUUUCUUUGGGGGGGCUAUCCUACAUCCCCUCCAGUUGUAAUGUCUGUUGUUCCUUUCGCAUUUAAACCCAGAUAUCUUGAGAGUUCUAGCUCAGAAAACUCUUGAUCAAAUGCUCAAUGAGACUGCGGUCCGACCCCUGUACAUUGGCUGGAGGUACCAAGAACUGUCCCUCCAAGCAUGGUACUCCUGGGCUCCAGAUCAUCAGAGGGCAGAGUUAAGGACCCUAGCAGGCGGAGCAGACAGGAGGAGCGCAAGUACUCUCACAAAAAGUGAGAAAAAUCCCCUCCCAAGUCCUCAUCCAAGAAGAGGUCAUCUUCCCCUACACCCUCCAUGUCUGGUGAGACUCCAUGUCCCAGUAUUGGUGUGUUGGAGCUCAUAGGGAACACAGGUCUGAGUUGUCAGUACUGAGAGCUAACAGUGCUCCAAAAUCACUGACGGGUGUGACUGGCUCCAGCGCCAUCAAGGAAAAGAAGGAGAGAUUGACCCCUACAUUGACAGUACUGUCCCAUUUCACUGCCCAACCAAAAUCAGCAUCAUCGACUGUGCCAAGAGGCAGAAGCCCCUCACGCUCUCCAUCCCUCAUGGCUGACAAUACUAUCCUCAACAGCCUGGCUAUGUAUUCUGACCCGGUGUUGAUGAUACCUUGGAAAUGGCGAUCACUAGAGAGGUGCCCACACCUUUGAUGCCCCAUUCGUUGCUACUGCUGACCGGCCGAGGUGUCACAAGACACCCAGUACUAGCAGUCCACUUGUGAAAUCUGAGGACUUGUACUUUUCUGGAACACUUGAGACUGAGACAGUGGCUCCACAGAUCAUAUUGAGAUGUGAUAUUAGCCCCUAUAGAAGUUGCACAGUCUUUUUAGGGCACCCUUUCACUCCUACAGGACACACUACCCAGCUUGAGACCAAUGGCACUUACCCCAUUGGAACCUCUUCCUUAUCCAUAUGAUCCCUCACACUGACCCUACUGUGGCUCCUGGGAUCCAUAUCUGAGACCUCCUGAGAUCAGAGGAUCAGAGAGGGAGUUCAAAUGUAGGUUGUCUCAUAAGGAAGAACCACACCUCACUCAGGGGCACUAUGAGGAGGAAGAACAACCUGAACAAAAGGACCUACUUGCCUUUGAGGCACUUUUGUCCUCAUCUUCUGAUGAAGCAGUUGCAUGUGCCUCACCAUCGCCACCUGAUGAAGAUAAACAUUUCCAGGAGCUCUCAAGGAGAAUUGUGGAUGCGCUCCAGAUUCCCCUGGAAGAAGUUCAGGAAAUCAUUCUCAAGCUGCUUGAUAUUCUCCAGAGUGCAGGCCCUAGCAAGGUUGCACUUCCAAUCAAGGAGACCAUACUAAGAACCAGCCAAGAUGGUCUGACAAACCCAGCCACUUUUGCCCCCACUCUGAAAAGAACAGAGAAGAAAUACUCUGUACCCUCUAAAGGGCAGAAUGCUUGUUUUUGCCCCCCAUCCCAAGGUCCCCAGUGGUUCAGGCCAUCAUUGAGCAUUAUUGUUUGCACCAACCUAGGUCUGGUACCUCCAACAAGGAUCAAAAUUAGACCUCUUUGGAAGAAAGAGUUUCACACCAGCUAGCCUACUAUUCCACAUUGAGAAUUAUCAGGCCUUGAUGGCUAAAUGUAAUUUCAUUAAUUAUAAUAAGCUUUCUGAGUUCACCAAGAAAUUACCCCUAUUGUUUAGAUUACAAUCCCAGGCCAUCAUCAACGAUAGUAAGCUUAAUAGCUAGAUUGCCUCUCCAAGCUUCAGUAGACGCAGCAGAUACAGCUUCUCACUCCAUGGUGACAUCGGCUGUCAUGAAACAAACUCCAGGGCGCCAAACUACUGGGUUUCCCAGUGAAGCUUAUGCUACUGUGGAGGAUCUUUCUUUCAAGGGCAACAGCCUAUUCAGUGACAAAAAGUCACUGCAUACCAUUAAGGACUCCAUACAACCCUUUGCUUCCUGGGUAUAUACACCCUGGCACCUCAGAAAAUACUCCAAACCACUGCCAGACAAACAACAUCCUGCUCUUUAGUAGUUUACCGCCAAAGAUCCUGAGAGGCUCCCAGGAAGUACCAGGGAGUGCAGCACAGCAGAAGAACAUUCCUCUGUCAUUCACUCCCCACACCCAUCUUCCCACAAAAUAAUACUUUUGACAGGACCCUCAAGAGCUGCAAACCAGCCUCCUUAUCACCUAGCAUCCAUAAUCCAUUCAGUGGCCAUCUGGUCUGUUUCUCCCAGGCGUGACAUCAUAUCAUGUUGAACAGAUGGGCCUAGAGAUUGUUACUACCAGUUACAUUAUAGUAUUUCUGUCCAUCCAUACCACAAAACCCCCUUCCCUGUCCCUCUUCAGGGACCCCUUUCAUGAGAGGACACUCAGAGAGGAGGUAGACUCCUUGCUCCAGCUAGGAGUGAUAGCGGAAGGGGGUGUUAUUCAAGGUAUUUCCUUAUUCCCCAAAAGAAGGAAGAUUGGAGACCAAUUCUGGAUCUCAGAUAACUGAGUAUCUUCAUCUGCCAUUCAAGAUUCAAAAUGAUCACCCUUUACCUUUUAUAAUCUCCUCUCUGAACAAAGGUGGCUGGUGUGCAGGUCUUGAUUUGAAGGAUGCCUAUUUCCACAUAGACAUUCACCCAGCACACAGGAGGUUCCUGCAUUUUUACAGUGGGCCGAGACCAUUAUUAAUGCAGGCUGCUUCUUUUCAGUCUCUUGAUGACCCCAAGGAUUUUCAUGAAGGUGCUAUCCAUGGUGGCAGUAUAUCUGCAUACCCAGGGCACUCAGGUAGGUAUUUCCCUAUCUCAACAACCAGUUGCUCAUGAGUCGAUCGUACUGGGAGGUACAGGUGACAAUCCUGCCAGAACCUUUCAUCUGCUGCUGAAACCUAGGCCAGUCUGGGACUUCAGCCUUGGAUUGUGAGCACUCAUGAAUCCUCCAUUAAAACCUUUAGCCGCCUCCUUCAUUUGUCUCUGAAGGUGGCCUUUCUGACUGCUAUCUCCUCUACCACAAGAACAGUUGAGCUUGGGUCCCUUAUGGCAGACCCCUCCCUACACAGUCUUCCAAAAGGAGAAGGUUUCUGUGACAUUACCCUCCCCUCCACCCCCCAUAUUCAUCCCAAAGGUUCCCUCUGAAUGCCACAUGAUUCAGGUCAUACACCUACCUCUUUUCUGCCCAAAGUAUCAUGCCACCAGAGAAGGUAAGAAGCUUCAUUCUCUGGAUGUCCAUCAAGCCUUAGCUUUCUACUGGCUAAGGACAAAACCCUUCAAGAAAUCUGCAAGACUCUGUUUCCUUUGCUGAACAGAUAAGAUGGGAAGCAGUCUUCUCACAGAAUCUUUACAAAUAGAUUUCAGGUCACAUCCUGUUUUGCUAUGUGUUGACGACACCUCUCCCACAAGGUGUGAGAGUCCCCUUGACUAGAGGUCAGGCUUCUCAAUAGCUUAUAUUCAGGGUGUCGCUAUUCUGGAGAUCUGUAGAGCAGCCAAGGGUGGCUGUGUGCACACCUUAACUAGAUCGUUUAGUUUUUAUCAUUUUAUCAUACCUAUUUUAUCAUACCCAAUAAUUUGGGUAUUGAGUGUUUUGAAUAUAACUUAUUUACAUGUAAACAGUGACUCACGGGGAGACUUGUGAAUUACUGUGUUUUGGAAAUCAGCAGGUAAGUUAACAGAUACAGUAAAAAAGCAAAAAUACAGCAUUAGAAAAUGUCCUUUGCUUGUUUCUUUUAAGAGGUGUAAAUUAGAAAUGUAAAGGGAUUACUUCCUUCCACAGGAAACCUUUCCUAAUUGUUCCAGUCUCCAUCCCUCACCCCCCACCCCCAAAUUAGGUGAGGUGCUUGCCCACAAACCAAGAAGAUUCCCAAAGUGUCUCACACAGCCAGGGUCAUCCUCACAUAGACUAUGCCUUCAGAAGCAGCCUGCAGUGGAGUAGUGCUUCUAGGUACUCAAUCUAGAGGCAGUUGCCUCCUGGACACACCUAAAUGGGGAAUCUUGAUGAUGGAGGAUUCAGACAUUACAGUUUGAGAUUAAUUCCUUUUUCUAGGGAAUCUUCGCUGGUAUCAGUUGUAAUAUCAAAUAGAAGGUUUUUAAAAACACUGUGAAGAGAGGAGAGAAUCUUCCUUUUUUUUUGUUUUGUUUAUACACUAAAUCAUACAGUUUUGAUAGAAAAAUUAAAUCUGGUACAUCUAAAAUCAAAUUAUGAGCUACACAGAUGCAGGUUUUGUGUCAUUUGCGACUGCUCUAUGUUGUACUCACUAAUCCUUUUAAUGAAGAGCUUUUAGCAUGGAACAGAUUCUAUUUAUAGUAAAACCAUUAGAGCAUAAAGCUCCUCAUUGCCAUUCUGCGGCAAGUAGCUCUAGUGUUUGUCAGUGGGAAAGAGGUAUUUUUAGCUGCAGCAUGCAGAAGGGAGGCUCAAAGGUCAAGAAUUCUGAUGGGGAUGUGUUCUGCUACAUCAGUGCUCUCACACAUCUGUUGUUUACUCUCAUUAGCUCUUCAAUAGUAAGAACAUUUCUUUAUUGUGACACUGAAGGUAAAGCAUCAAAAGGAUUCCAAGCAUGAAACAAAUGAUCAGGAAAAGAUGGUGUAGCCAAUUGUGUUAAAUGUUCUACUUCACCUUGAGUGUGUGAUUUUCUUUUCCCAAAGACUUCAUUCAGUAAUAUAUUAGUCAAAAAGAUUCUGCUCUAGGAACUUUAAUUUUUAUUUUAUUCUAUUCUCCAAGAAAUAGCAGUCAGCUGAAGAAGUAAAGAGUUUUAGGUAUAUAUUCUUUUGAUUGACAUCUAAGCUAUUCAUUUUCUUAACAAUGCAUUGCAACAGUAUGGAAGAAAUAACAUCAAUGUAUAGUUCGAUAAGAAUUGUGGUUUAUUAUUAUGUACAAUUUGCAAUGCAGAAUAGCUCAUAGUCACCAAUCAGGAUCAGAGGCCCAUGGGCUGGGCAUGCUACAGACACAAAGUAAGACAAUGCCAUCCCCAAAUUACAUGCAGGCCAAACAGAGACAGGACAUUCAUAGCUUGUAAGGCCAGAAGGGACCACUGUGAUCACCUAGUGUGACUUCCUGCAUGACACAGGCCAUAGAACUUCUCAUAACAGGAGGGUAUUGCGAACAUGAGGUGGGAGAAGGGAGGGAAGAGGAAGACAAGGGUGAUAAUACUAGGAAUACGUGGUUGCAUAUAUUACCUAACUGUGUAGCUUGGAGGCUUUAUAGUUUCUUCUGGUUUUGUUUUUAUGUAAGAUCUGGGGGAAAUGUAUUAAUAAUCGCCGCACUGAAAAGGGGUGGGAAUCCAUAAAAAAGACUGGGAGUAGAAAAAAGCUUUUAAGAAAGAUGGCCUGUAAAAAUAACACGAAAAUCAGGUAACAUCAGCCUGGGAUUUUAUGCAAUUUUAAGGGACAUAAGGGUUGCCAGCACACUCUGUUAUUAAGACCAGAAAGCACUGAUGUAGCACUUUUAGUACAAAGCACUUUACAUUGUUAGACAAAUCAUGCAUGGUAAGCUCUAGAUCUAUAGGUACACUGCUUUUUCAAUUCAUAGUGAUGUGAAUUUAAUUAUAGUUGCCUUUUAAAAAUUCUCUCUCAUACCCACACUGCUAUAUAUUAUUCUUUGCUCUGUUAUAUGGAUGCCAUUAUCACAUAACUUGUAAAAUAGAAUACUUUGUGUCAGCAAAUUGUUAUAUUCUUUUAUAAUAGCCUAAGUCUUUUUCUAUGCUCAAGACAACAUUUAAUACCAUCUUCCUCCACCCCUGUCAAUAGUUAAUUUAUGGAAGUCCAUAUAGUAAUGGUGGUGGUUGUUGUUCUGCUGUUAUUAUUGUGUUGUUAUGUUUAUUACAGUAGUGUCAGGUAGCAGCCGUGAGUGGGGCCCCAUUGUCCUAAACAUUGCACAAAUAUAGAGUAAUGGACAGUCCCUGCCAUAAAGAGCUUACAAUCUAAAUAGACAAGACAAAGGGUAGGGGAAAGGAAUGUAACAAAGAAACAGAGUGAACAGAGUGGUGGGCUGCAAAACAACAUUUUGGUGUCACAAUUAUUUUCUUUUUUAAUUCUUUGGGUUGGGUAUAGUUAAACUGUGAUUAGCUACAUGAAAAGACAAAGCCAGGGAGAGGGGACUUUGAAGGAGAAGGGAGAAAAGGAAAGAAAAGAAGGAAGGUGAGGAAUAGACGGCAGGUGGAGGGAGCCUGAGAUGGAGACUGUGCAGGUGGGGUUGGAGUAAACAGCCAGUCAGGACAUGGGAGAGAAUUUUCAGAGCAAGUAUUGUGGAAAGCAGUCUUAUGACAUCACCAGUGUUCGCCAGUUCACACUAAUGCACUUCCUAAAGAUGCUUCUGUGCUGGCUCCUGCUGGCUUUGGGGUAUUUUUGGCCUCUGUGUCAGGCUCCUUCCAAGAAUUUGUUUUUUUAUCGAGCUCUUACACAGUCAUGGAUCUGAGAGGCACUUGCAGGGAAGGAUUGUCCUGUCUGGGUCCCAUCUUUCUCCCUCUUCCUCGCCAAAUACUGGAGUAUUUAUUCAAGCUGUUUCUGAAGUAGUCAUCUGCACAUAGGGUUACACAGCCUCUCCCAAAAAGACAAAGUAGUAAUGACAUUAAUAGUGCUUGUAUAGAACUGAGGAAUUCCUCCUUCACGUGUGCUCAGAUCAUUUUAUCAUGUUCUUACCAUUAAUAUAUUUUAAAGAAAGAAAAGCUUUGUAGAUUUUAAAACGUUCCUUACGGAUGUGGGAAAAAUUGGGACAUCCUUAGGUUUCUUGCAAAAGAAACAUUUCCCCCCCCCGGAUUCUUAGUCUGUAGAAGGAGUCAACAUAGGUGCAGAAGGUAAAAGCUUAACCAAGGUCAUACACUGCCACACAGUGACUGUGACUAGGCAUCUGUAAAACAGGAAGUUCUUUUACUGUAGCUUUUGGGGGGUUGGAAUUGGAAUCAGGGCGUUCGUGGAGAGGGUCCCUCUCUGAGGGGAAGGAUUUGUACUAGGCCCCAAGCUAGUAAAAUAAUGCUUAAAAUCAGUUGUUAAUAUUCUGUGUUUGAAUGCAAGUACUUCUCGUCACCUAACUGCUCAAGUAUUCAGAUAUUCCAAAUACACCCUCCCCCUUCUUUUGUUGUAUUAAUGGCACCAUUUGUUUUGAUGCUGGUUAUGUGAAUUUCUGUGCAGUUUUACUGUCUCUGUUAGUUUAAAGUUAGCAAAACAGAAAGCAUUUAAUCCUUAUUUGGGUUUGAAACAGGUUUAAUUACCGUAAUGAUGGUAUCUUUGUUUAACUUGCAACCAUUGUGACAACUCUUUUUUGUAAUUAGUUUCCAUGCAGGUAGCUGUUACUGUACUGUUGUACUUUGCCAUAUUGGUUGAAUUUGUAAGAAUAGUUGUAAGAAAUGCUCCUCUGAAAUUUUCUUUUACAGACCGUGUAAUUGGUGGUGAGAAGUAAAAGACAGCUCUGCUUCCAAGAGUCGUAGUUUAACUCUCAAGGUGACUGAAGCAUUGAUAUAAAUUUGAAGCUUUAGUGAGAUACAGGCUCCUAGUGACUGUGAUC